AGAGAGAGAGAGAGAGAGAGAGAGAGAGAGAGAGAGAGAGAGAACGAUCCCAGCAGUCCGAUCGUUGGAAAGCGCUCCCGUAAACUUUUUAUUUUCCAUUUGAUUGGUCGUGAACUAGUUUGUAAUCCAGUCGGAUGAGGUUUUCUAUGAGAUUUUCCGAAGACCAGACACUUUUUGUGUGACUUUACUCUGUGUCUCUCCCUUUUUUCUUCUUUUUUGGUGAUUUGGCGCAGUUUGGAGCAGGUGGAGAAGCGUUUCAGAGAUCGACAACCAGUCUGCCGACAACAUACAGAUGCUGUAAGGAUCCCAGAACAACUCGUCCAAAUUGAACUCUCUCUCUCCCAGUGGCCAUGGCUGCCAACGUCACCAUCAAUGGUUGCGGCCCUAACUUGGACUCCCUCUAUUACAACCUUUGCGACCUGAAUGCCGUGUGGGGCAUCGUGCUGGAGGCCUUUGCGGCGGCCGGCAUUGUCUUCUCCUUUGUGCUUUUCAUCUCGCUGCUGGCCAACGUGCCCUUCACGCAAGACAAGAACCGCAAGAGAUCUGUGGCCCUCAACGCCUGGUUCCUGAUCUUCACCCGGGGUCUCUUCUGCCUGACCUUCGCCUUCAUCGUGGGAAGGGACUUCUCCACCUGCGCCUCGCGGAGGUUCCUCUUCGGGGUGCUGUUUGGCGGCUGCUUCGCCUGCCUCCUGAUGCAGUGCGUGAGGCUGAACAUCCUCGCCAGGCGGGACAGCGGGCCCCGGGCUUGGGUUUUAUGUCUAGGGGCACUGGGGCUGUGGCUGGUGGAGGUAGUCAUCAACACGGAGUGGCUGAUCAUCACAGUGGUGCGCCACCCACAGGGGCCACUCAACGCCACAGCCGGAACUAGCAGAGCCACGGCCACGCCUUGCAACAUCGCCAACAAGGACUUCGUCAUGGCGCUGAUCUACGUGAUGACCCUGAUCCUCGCUGUGGUGGUGGCAAGUCUGACCAUCAUGGCAGGCAAACGCAAUAAGUGGAAGAAGGACGGCGCCUUCAUCCUUCUAACCAGCUUGUUCUCUGUUGGUAUUUGGGUGGCGUGGAUCGUCAUGUACGUCUACGGGAAUCGGAGGACAGGGGGCCCCACAUGGGAUGACCCCACCUUGGCCAUCGCUUUAGUGGCGAACGCAUGGGUGUUCCUGAUCCUCUACACCAUUCCUGACAUCUGCAGUUUGACCAGCGACGAUGAAAGCCAGCAGAGCCUCGGGCAAGACAUGUACCCAAGCCGAGGAGUCGGCUACGAGACGAUCCUGAAGGAGCAGAGCUCCCAGAACAUGUUCAUGGAAAAUAAGGCUUUCUCUAUGGAUGAGACCAACCAAGGGUCCAAGCCGGUGUCUCCAUACAGCGGCUACACCGGUCAGCUGCGGAGUUCAGUCUACCAGCCCACUGAGCUGGCGAUCAUCAGCAAAGGAGUGGGAAAUCACCCUGCGGACGUAUCCUAUACCACAGCCAUUCCCAGAGCUUCCACCCACUCUGCAGCCAACAGCGGGAGCAGCACGCUCUCGGCACACACCGAGAGCGGGAACACCGCACACACACAGACAAACGGAAAUAGCGGGAACGGCCCGCAUAGGACGGUCCAGUGGUGAAAACGCCACGACGCUCGCCAAAACACCCGUCGAAAUAACUCUGAGUUCAUUUGCACCCGCUGACUGUAUUUUUGCUGUUCUCCAUGGUUCCCUAAGCUGGUUCUAAGAGGAAUCCUUCAACCCAGACAUGUGGAGGUGAGCGCUGGGUCACCUCC
Perca fluviatilis (European perch) is the source of this 1762-nucleotide messenger RNA. RefSeq names its product G protein-coupled receptor, class C, group 5, member C (gene gprc5c). Gene Ontology annotation, cellular component: intracellular membrane-bounded organelle; extracellular exosome; signaling receptor complex. Lineage: Eukaryota; Metazoa; Chordata; Actinopteri; Perciformes; Percidae. The record is from RefSeq and is a predicted model, not a curated record. Gene Ontology annotation, biological process: G protein-coupled receptor signaling pathway. Gene Ontology annotation, molecular function: G protein-coupled receptor activity; protein kinase activator activity.